Messenger RNA from Synchiropus splendidus (mandarinfish), 3749 nucleotides. RefSeq lists its product as uncharacterized. Lineage: Eukaryota; Metazoa; Chordata; Actinopteri; Syngnathiformes; Callionymidae. The transcript is spliced from 5 exons. The record is from RefSeq and is a predicted model, not a curated record. Bases 287 to 3208 code for a protein of 973 amino acids.
AGAGAGAGAGAGGCGCGCGCGCGCCUUUCCGUCCCUCUUGUUGUGGAUUUGAACGCUAUAAAUCUCGCCAUUUUAUUUCAACGCACAACUCAGGAGACAUAAAACAACUCAGAUAUAUGUUUCUCACUCGGAAAUUCUUUGUUUGAAAUAUCACUUCCGCCAACGAAGAAGAAGGUUUGGCGCCACGACCGCUGACGUAGCCCGCUGCUAGAUUAGCUCGUAUUAGCUCUUAAGGUUGCUUGCGGAAAUACUGCAUCUUCUCAAAGUGAAUAAAUAAACAAGUAAAAUGGAUGCAGUCACACGGGAUCUGAGUCCUCGAGCUAAGAGAGAAAUGCAAGAUGCUUUGAAACAGCCAAGGACAGUGCCCAUGCUGACAGAACAGAACAGUGGUGCUGUGUUUCCACAGCAUUUGGUGGUUCAAAAAUCCUUCAGCUCAUCAUCGCUGACGAGCACGUCUCUCAACAACACUGUCCUGACGAGCACAGGUGAAUACAAGGAGGAUCGUAAACAGAGCAAGCAACCAGAAGGUGUCCGACUUAACAGCAUGAUUCAACAAAACAAGACUUCACAGAGUGAUGCAGCGAGUGGAUCGCCUGAAGUCUGCCUUUUUACUCCAGCUAUAGACUAUAACCAGGCCAUAUUUAGUGACCCCCAGGAGCCCUGCUUGAGUAUGGCACAUAAUGCAGCUUCAGCCAUCACUCACAAAUCAGAAUCAUCUGAUGUGUCAAGUUUUCCUGAUGAUUGUGAACAACCAGGGAAAUCACUUGAAGACAAUCCCCCUGGUGCCUGCAGAGCUUAUUCUAGACAUGGCAACGAUGAGACUCAGGUGCACAGUGGCAUCAAUGAAGACAAAGCUAUCACCUUAAGAUCAGUUCACAAGGAGUUUAGUCGUAUCCCCUAUAGUCAGGCACCUAAAAGUGAGGAAAACACAGAGAAGGAGUACAUGUGCAGCAAUUCAGUUAGUGUGAGAAGCAAAAGGGAGGAAGCGGUGCCAAGUCAUAUAGCCGUGAGUGAUGAUGGGGACUUAUCCUGCACUCACCACGAAGAGGAGUCCUAUGGGAAUGCGGCUGUAGGUGAAAAAGGUGAAAGAGAAAAAAUUGAAUUGCAAAUUUGUGAAAAUGUCCCUGUCAGUGAUGGGGGAACAGAAAACCAAGUUAAUGAGUAUGACACGAGCAAGAAAAUGAUCUCUGACUCUUUGAAAUGCACCAAGGGAUCAGUUGAACGUGAUGAUGUGGAGUUCGGCAGAAACGUCGCGACUCAGAGUGCAUGUCUUAAUGACUUGUGCGAGAAAAGAGGAAAACAUGCUGCUGGCGAGAUGACAGCCAUGCCUCAGAGUGAAAUGGCUGAUCACACAACAGUAAUUCUAAUCGCUGCAAGGAUCAGUCAAGAGGCCGCUGAAGGAGAUAAUGAGGCAAGCCCUUUCGUUGGAUUUGACCCAGCAAUCUGUAGAGAACCUGACAGGGUGAGCGUAAUAAGAUGCCAUGGCUUAGAGUGCGCUGCAGGUGUGGAAUUAUCUCCAUCAUCGAAAGCCUCUGAGAUAAACACAGCUCUUCCACUGUCUGGAGUAAAUCUUGAUCAGGCUGAGCGUUCUUUUGACCAAAGCAGAAAAGCGAGCCACGAUGAAAACAAGGAUUCAUGCCAGUUAGCUUCUGAAACACAGUCAUAUUCUAUCACGGCCAAUGAGAUACAUGAUGUGAAUGGUGAUGAGAGCUGUCAGCAGACAUUCUCCCCCAGCAGUUGUCAGCACAGACCUGAAAAUCACACUGCAGGAGACAACAGACAUGAAUGUCUGGCUACUGUGGGAGAUCAGUUCAAAGACCAAAGCCACUCAUGUCCCUCUUCCAUCGCUUCAGAGCACCUGGAGAUGCGAGAGGUCAGAUGGUCACAGCAAGUCUCACAUGAGACGAGAGAGAGACAGGAACAGGCUAAAGAAAAGGAUGGAUCAACAGUCCACUGUGAUGAUUGGAUUGUGGAAAUUUCAGAUUCAUGUGGAGAAACCUUGUUACCAGAUGAAAGCGGAGCUUCUUGGUGCUUAUAUGAUCACUCAUACAGGGUGAACAAUUUCACAAAUGACGAUUCAACAAGCAACAAUAGGAGCGACUUACUUGAACUGACAUCUGAUGAAUGCAACGUUCAUCCGUCAGACAAAGAUGGAGGUGAAGAUUUUUAUCUGACAAGUGAGGCUGUUGUACCGGGUCAAAAUGAUUCGAGCCCAGGAUGCCAGUCACAGAAUGUAGUCACAAACUCAUCAGCUCAGAACACAGCCGCUCCAGUGCCAUGUGUCCUAACUCAUUCCAAUCAGUUUGAAACUUUCGAAAAGAUCCAUCUCUCGCCAGAUGAUGAUAAUGAUCAGGACCUGGGCAGCCGCCAUCUUCUUACCAGCUUGCAGGGGCAGCUGUUGAAAACACUCCAGUGGGGACUUGACCAGACUAUGCCAGGGGCAGAGAGAGAUGAGCACAUGUUUAUUACGCCAAAUGAGGCGGAAGAGAAGGGCAAAGUAGAGAACUCUGAGUGUCAUAUUGAAAAGACACAUGAAUCUGUGAGCAGUGAUCUGAAUGGCAAAAAACCUCUGUCAGAUGUGAAGAAUCAGGAUCAACAGGAUGACGAUGUUCAGGAUGUGUUGAACACAGACAACAAAACCAUCUCCCUUUCCUGCCAAAGUACCCAUUCAGAGUUUGAGAUGAAAGAACAGUUUGAACUUGUCUUAAAGGAGCUGAAUCUGUAUUUUGAAAGCGGCAGAAGUGAUGCGGAAUAUGUCAGUGGUGACGGAUCAAAUGGGAAAAGUCAUGACACGACAGAUGUCUUGGAUGUCAGCCCGUCAGUGGAUAAAAAAAGUUGCAGUAGCCCAGAGGAAGUGGAUGAUGAUGAUGCAUUACCAGCAGACUGCUCCCAGGAAAUAUGUGGAGGGGUUUCAGCAGUUUUUACAGUUGCUGGCAACCACAGUGGUGAACAGGAGGUUCCCCACAGCAGCGUUUUGUGCCAGGAAGAGUGUGUGAACACCAGGGAGAAACCAAAAGAGCUCCCGGACGCUGAUCUGAAGAGGAAAUGGUCUCCAUCAUUCGACUGUGCCCCCCAACAUUAUCUCACAGUGACAUCAGCCCAGACUCAGCGGUUGGGGCCUCUAAGAACCUGCAUGAGGCCAAUCCGGCUCGGGCUCUCCAAGAGGGCGAAGACUAAACGACUUCACCGGCAUCAUCCCUACGAAUGAACUCUUCAACUAUGAGUGAGUGAAAAUUCUGCCUUGUCCUUUUUUCUCAGACAAGUUUGUUUGUUAUGAUCGUUCUACGACCUUAGUUACUUUGCAUUGCGUUUGUAAAAGUAUACAAGAAAUUACAAUGUAUGUCACUGUCCUUCAAACUUAUUAACUAUUGAUAUUUUAAUUAAUAACUUGAAUUUAAUAGUUAUGUGCCUGAGUUCCUGUGUUGAGACUUAAAACAAUGUUCAGCUUGUUCACCUUGUUUCUGUGUGUGUAGGUGUGUUCAAACAACCUAUAAAAAAGUACCGUGUUCUGUUGCAAUUCUGUGGCAUCAUUAGGAGAGUUCAUGUGUAUACAAACACAUCCGGGCGGAAAUCUGUGGGAGGGUGGCAGGAGUUUACUCUGCGUUCAUUUGAUCGUAUUUACAUAUUUCCAGUGUUCAUUUUUUCAACAAUGAAAUAGAAUUUUGCUGUGUUGUCAGCUUAACUCACUAUACAGAGAAACAGCAAAGAAAAGCAUCUUUUAUCUGAACACAUUAUUUAAAAUAAAAACU